Molecule: messenger RNA, 297 nt
Organism: Colletotrichum chrysophilum
Lineage: Eukaryota; Fungi; Ascomycota; Sordariomycetes; Glomerellales; Glomerellaceae
Exons: 2
Coding region: 1-297 (98 amino acids)
Molecular function (GO): protein binding
Source: RefSeq, a predicted model, not a curated record
AUGGCGUCUGCCAGUCCACCACUAGAAUCCUCGGCGGCCCGAGAGCGCGGGAACGGCUUUUAUCGCAAAGGUCAAUUCACUGAAGCAGAGAAAGCGUACAGGGAGGCGGCGGCGCUUGCCCCUGAGGACCCCGCACCAUGGUCCAACAUCUCUGCCAUCAAGUUCGAGCAGGGUGACUACACCAGCUGCUUGCAGAAUCUCGAGAAAGCUUUGUCUCUCUCAUCAUCCGAAGCGAAGGACGAGCCAAAGAAGCAGAAGCUGUACACUCGAAUGGCCAAAUUACCUAAUGUCCUUUGA